Mesorhabditis spiculigera is the source of this 762-nucleotide messenger RNA. The record is from the annotation of a GenBank genome assembly. Lineage: Eukaryota; Metazoa; Nematoda; Chromadorea; Rhabditida; Rhabditidae.
AUGCCGCGUUCCGAUGCUGGGUCUCCUUUGAACGCUUACAGCCGGAGCCCGAGCCCGGAUGUUCGGCGGAGGGUGAAAAGCCCGAGUCGAUCUCCCUCUCCAAGACAUCGUUCUUCUCGUGAUGGUGGUUAUCGUCGUGGCAGUGGAUUUACGGGAGCCAGUAGGGACAAUCCAGAACCAUCCAAAUGUCUGGGUGUCUUUAACCUAUCUCGCUCUACUACUGAAGAUAUUCUACGCGAAGAGUUUGAACGUUUUGGAAAGGUCGAGAGGGCCCAACUCGUGAUCGAUCGCCCGACCGGCGAAUCACGUGGAUUUGGCUUCAUCUAUUUCAAAAAUGUUGACGACGCGAAGGAGGCGAGGGAGAAGAUGUCUGGAGCCUCGUUGGAUGGACGUGAGCUGCGCGUCGAUUUUUCUGUGACGAAGCGGGCUCAUUCUCCAACACCUGGGCAGUAUAUGGGGCAGAAGACGGCGUUCUUUGGGAGGAAUGAUAGGGGGAGUGAUCGAGGAUAUGAGAGGAGAGAUCGAGGAGGACAUGAUCGUGGAAGUUAUGGACGGGAUCGUGAUCGAGGAUAUGGGAGGGAUCGUGGAAGUUAUGGCAGGGAUCGGGAUCGUGGGUAUGGAGGACGACCUUCUUAUGGAGGAGGAGGAGGAGGAGGAGGUGGAUAUCGUGGAAGGGAUGAUCGUGGAGCUCGUCAUCGUUCGGAAAGCCCAUCACCACCUCGUCAUAGACAUGCUCGCUCCCGUUCCCGCUCUGACAGCCCC